Molecule: messenger RNA, 1542 nt
Organism: Purpureocillium takamizusanense
Lineage: Eukaryota; Fungi; Ascomycota; Sordariomycetes; Hypocreales; Ophiocordycipitaceae
Exons: 3
Coding region: 1-1542 (513 amino acids)
Source: RefSeq, a predicted model, not a curated record
AUGGCAUCGCAGUCACCGGCUGCCGACUGGGGGCACCUAGGCGGUCUCAGCCCGGCUGAGCAAGUGGAAUACCGAGGUGGAGUUCUGGCGUUCGACGGCAAUCCAGACUUUUCAGAAUCCAAAGUCUGGGCUUACGUGGAAAGCUUCCAAGACAAUAUCCUGAACAUGCACCCCAUCAUCCAGCCCAAGGUGCUGAAUGAAUGGGUCAGACAUUUCCUAGACAGUUUGCCGAGAGUGCAAGCCAAGACGUCGAAACCCCGGGCCUCGAGGACGGCGUUCGCCGUUCGAACUCCCGUGGAAACUACAGGGUCAAAGCGCAAGCGGUCUCCGGAACCUUAUAGGGCCACGAUAGCGGGUGCGGUGAGGGCCGGAAAGCCGGACAGGUCGGUCCACAGCGCGUUGAUCCUAACGGUCCUGGCGCUAGGGAAAGUCUGUCUUUACCGCGACAACGUUCCGGAUGCCCUCCAUCACUCCGAACAGGUCCUGCAUGGUAGUCCAUUUAGCCGCAAUGGAGUGCCGCAGUCACCGAUACAAGACUCCCUCCCCAACCGCGCGACAGAAUCACAGUCGUCUGGCCCGGCUAAACCCAAGGAAUCGGAACGCAUGCCUCCGGGUAGACGGUCGUCCGGUCACGGUCAGGGUCAGGUCCUCCAGGGCUAUGACAUGAAGAAGAACUAUGAAGUAAUUCUAGGCCUGGAGUACUUCGCAUUAGCUACAGACAUCCUGGGGAACUACCUAGGAGCGUACAACAGCAUGGGUAUUGUGUAUACCAACAUAUUCGCGGGGCUUUAUUAUGGCCAAUUGGCACGACCCCUCGAGAGUUUCGCCUUUAUUCAUGCAGCUGGCCACAAGCUUCAAGCCUUUUUGCGACCGAGCUUUAGCAAAUUGAGGGGACUGAGAGAAAAGAAUGAGUUACCUAAGGACACGAGGUCCAACCAGUUCGCCUUGGCGUUUUGGACAUGUCUGCAACUCGAAAGUGAUUUAAUUGCCGAGCUGCCCCUGCCUCACUCCGGACUCCUCUCCUAUGAGAACGACAUGCCGCCUCCCAACUUGAGCCUCAUGCUCCUUCACGGCUUUAACCAAGAGGUUCUGGAGAGCUAUUCAGCACAGCUCGCCCUGAGAACUCAUCUCAACACCAUUCACAGGACAUUUUAUGCGCCCGAUAGCGGCAUUGAUUCGAGAUCCUUCCGUCUGGGGAACUGGCUUGAAACCGCCUCGACGCUUUCCGACGUGGUCUCAAGCUUGGAGCGGGUCACAUCCCACUUUGCCAUCAAACCAGGUGACCCCCCGGCCGGUGACAUCCUCAGCGCUCGACUGCGAGGCAAGUACUGGGGUGCCCAGGCUAUCACAUAUCGUCCUUUCAUCCGCAUGGUGCUCGAGCGGAAGCAAUUCCUUGCGGCUGUAGAACCGUCACUCUAUCAACGCGUGAUCGAGCACGCGCAAAGAGGGAUCGAAGCCCUUAUAGAAAGCACAAGAGCCUUUCACGGUCUCGGAAACCUGCGUCCCAUUGUGACCAACGUUUUUGGUACCGCCCACGCGUAA